Messenger RNA from Acomys russatus (golden spiny mouse), 1785 nucleotides. RefSeq names its product rhomboid domain containing 2 (gene Rhbdd2). The record is from RefSeq and is a predicted model, not a curated record. The transcript has 4 exons. Gene Ontology annotation, molecular function: serine-type endopeptidase activity. Gene Ontology annotation, cellular component: membrane. Lineage: Eukaryota; Metazoa; Chordata; Mammalia; Rodentia; Muridae. The coding region runs from base 16 to 1101 and encodes 361 amino acids.
GAAGGUCUCGUGGCCAUGGCGGCCGUGGGGCCCGCCCGUCGCUUCUGGUGCUCGUGUCCCGAGGUGCCCUCUGCCACAUUCUUCACCGCCCUGGUUUCGCUGCUGGUAUCGGGCCCCCGGCUGUUCUUGCUGCAGCCGCCUCUGGCACCCUCGAACUUGUCUCUGCGCUCCGAGGCCCUGCGCAACUGGCAAGUUUACAGGCUGGUGACCUACAUCUUCAUCUACGAGAACCCUGUCUCCCUCCUCUGUGGGGCCUUCAUCAUCUGGCGCUUUGCCGGCAACUUCGAGAGGACCGUGGGCACCGUCCGCCAUUGCUUCUUCACCUUGGUCUUCACCGUCUUCUCCGCCAUCGUCUACCUGUCAUUUGAGUCUGUGUCAUCGCUGUCUAAGCUGGGUGAGGUGGAGGAUGCCAGAGGCUUCACCCCUGUGGCUUUUGCCAUGCUGGGGGUCACCUCGGUCCGCUCUCGGAUGAGACGGGCCCUGGUGUUCGGCGUGGUGGUGCCUUCUGUCCUCGUGCCAUGGCUGCUGCUCGGGGCCUCCUGGCUCAUUCCUCAGACCUCCUUCCUGAGCAACGUGUCUGGCCUUUUGAUUGGCCUAUCAUACGGCCUCACCUACUGCUACUCCCUGGACCUCUCUGAGCGAGUAGCCCUGAAGCUUGACCAGAAGUUCCCCUUCAGCGUCAUGAGGAGGAUUCCCCUGUUCAAGUACAUCUCAGGUUCUUCUGCCGAAAGAAGAGCAGCCCAGAGCCGGAGGCUGAACCCUGCACCUGGCUCCUACCCGACACAGAGUUGCCACCCUCAUCUGACCCCAAGUCAUCCUGUCACCCAGAUGCAGCAUGCCAAUGGCCAGACACUGGCCUCCUGGCCUCUGGGGCACAUGCCCAGCCUGCCUCCAUACCAGCCUGCUUCCGGCCUAUGUUAUGUGCAGAACCACUCGGUUCCAAACCCUGGUGCCUCCAGUGUGUACCCAGCUUCUGCAGGGACCUCUCAGGGGGUGCAGCCUCCCUCCCCCAUCAGCUGUCCUGGCUCUGUGUAUUCCGGAGCCCUGGGCACCCCAGGGACGAUAGGCUCCAAGGAGUCUUCCAAGGUCGCCAUGCCCUAGUCUGUCUGCGCAGGAGGCUCCUGUCAUGUUGGACAGAGAAAGGUCCUAUCUGAGAAUUUCUUAAGAAUUAUUUAUUGCUGGGUGUGGUGGUGCACACCUUUAAUCUCAGCACACGGAAGGCAGACGCAGGCAGGUCACUGUGAGUUCGAGGCCAGCCUUGUCUACAAAGUGCGUCUAGGAUAGCCAUGGCUACACAGAGAAACUUAUCUCAGAAAACAACAGCAACAACAAAAAAUUAUCAAAGCCAGGGGAUGGUGGCUUUGGAAGUUUGAGGCUGAAAGAUCAAAAGGUCAAAGUCUGUCUGGGCUCCAGAGCAAGUUCAAGGCCAGUCUAGGCUAUCUAUAACAGGACCCUAUCUCAGAAUUACUAAAAAUGGCUGAAACUGGGCCUCCAUGGUAGGGUUACCUAGUAUAUAUAAGGCCCUGAGUCCUCAGCUCCACAAAAAAAUAAAGGAAAAAAGAAUUAUUUAUUAAAUACCUCCUUGCCAGCUCACAGAGUGAGUGCUUUGAUAAAUGUCCCUAUAUCUCUAGAGGCAGCUCUAGAAAGUAAAGUUUACUGACCCAGCUGUCGGAAGCAGGAAAUAAAAUUGGGUGUGAUGAGACAUCCUAUAGCCUCAGCUAUGAUCAAGGCUGGCUCAGAGGUUGAAGAUCAUCCCCAGCUACACAGUGGGUUUGAGCCAGCUAC